AUGACAUCGAAAGCAAAACUCAACGUACAGUCCUUUCCCCGACCUCCACUGCUGGAGCGCACACCUCGUCAUUUACAGAUCAAAUGGGGUGACAAGUUAAUCGCCGACACCAAGGAGUCCUUUUGGGUUCUCGAAACCCAUCACCCUCCCACCUAUUAUCUUCCGCCGUCCUCGGUCAAGCUUCCCCUGACUCGGACACCUCGGUCGUCGUAUUGUGAAUGGAAAGGAAGGGCAACGUACUAUUCCAUUGAGUUGGAUGGCAACAAAGUAUCAAACCGUAUAUGGUCAUAUGACAACCCCACGCGAGGUUUCGAGCCACUCAAGGACUUUUUGUCCUUUUACGCUGGACCGUGGGACUGUGUCGUGGACGGCGAAAAGGUCGAGGCACAGCCUGGCGACUUUUAUGGUGGUUGGGUCACUAGUGAUAUCGACGGGAUUGUUAAGGGCAAGAAUGGCAAUUUUGAUCCAGUGAUUUAG
Messenger RNA from Pestalotiopsis fici W106-1, 477 nucleotides. RefSeq lists its product as uncharacterized. The transcript has 2 exons. NCBI's taxonomy places the organism in Eukaryota, Fungi, Ascomycota, Sordariomycetes, Amphisphaeriales, Sporocadaceae. The coding region runs from base 1 to 477 and encodes 158 amino acids. The record is from RefSeq and is a predicted model, not a curated record.